CACGGGCCCGCCCCCGCCCCGCCCCGCCCCGCCCCGGAGCCGCAGCGACGCCGGACGCCCACGGUACCUAAGUCGGCAGUUACUAUGACUUCCUUGGUCUGGAGGCUGGUUUCUGGAAACACCAACCGUUUCUUGACUACGUCAUCUGGUAACCAGAGAGUUGAGGACUGUCAUCGGCAGCCUGAAGCCUAUGAGUACUUCCUGCCUAUCCAGACCAGGUGGCAGGACAAUGACCAGUACGGCCAUGUGAACAAUGUUGUGUACUACAGCUAUUUCGACACUAUUAUCAACCACUAUCUGAUCAGGUACUGUGGCCUGCAAACCAGCUUGCUGACGUCCCCCAUAGUGGGGUUCAUGGUGACCAAUCAGUGCAGCUACCACACACCUAUUGGCUUCCCUCAGAUCCCAGUGGCUGCCCUGGCUGUGGAGAAAGUGGGGCGCUCCAGCGUGCAUUACCGACUGGCUCUCUUUCCACCGAAACUCUCCAAGGAGCCGCCUUCAGUAGAUUGCUGUGACCUCAGUGACGGAUUUUUCCUUGGCCACCCCAGGUUGGCAGAGUUUGACACUUUGGCCUGUACCACAGGCUCCUCAGUCCAUGUCUUUGUGAAUCCAGCCACCAGCAAGCCAGCAGAACUUCCUGAAGAUUUCAGGAGAGGACUUCAAAAGCUAAUGAGGCCAGCCUCAGUGUGAUUUAUGCAACAUGGAAUGUCCUAAAAGAAAAUUUUGAUUAUUCUCUGUGCAACUUAAUUCUUUAGCAUAUAUAUCUGUCCAGACAAUGACUAUCAGUCCCUUGAAAGUAUUUUUAAAAUAUUUUUGUUUAUUUACUUGCAAAAAGAGAAAAUGGGCAUGCUAGGGCCUCUAGCUGCUGUAAAUGAAUUCCAGAAGUAUGCACCACUUUGUGCAUCUGGCUCUACAUGGAUACUGGGAAAUCAAACCAGGGUCUUUAGUCUUUGCAGGCAAGUGCCUUAACUGCUGAGCCAUCUCUCCCUAGCUCCCUUAACAGUUUUUUAUAGGAGAAUCAUCUAACUCCAUUCAUGAUGUCUUAUCAGCCAUGGGCCAAGUUUUUUUUUUUUAUCCAGCAUUCCUCUCAGAGUUGAGGCAGAUACCAUUCUAACUUCUCUUUAAGAAAAAAGGGAAAUGAAGUUUGCAGAGUAAAGCCAUAGCCUCAGGGAAGCCAACCAGGUUUCCUACCUCCAACCCGAUAUCCUUCCUGACCACACAGCUCUCAGCCCAGACCGGCCUGUGGUCAUGGAGGUGUUUCCACACGUGAGCUAUGUGUUACUUACUACCAGCAGAUCAGUGCUGGCUUCUCUAGACCCAUGUCACUUUUCUUUGCCAAUAUCUUACCAGCUAGGCUGAAUACUUCUCGUUGAUAUGGGUUCAUUAAUCUGUUAUGUCCAUUCAUUAAUUGUCCUCAACUUCUUUUAGUAAGUAGACACUGGCCCUUAACCCCUAUUUUUUAAUGUGAGCUUUAGUGCCAGAAAAAUCACCUUUCUUUCAUAUGUUUAAAACAACAACCCUCUAUCAGUCACUAGUGUCAUGGAGUGAUGCCAACAAGUAAAUGAAUAAAGUGAAUCUUUGGGGCUGAA
Jaculus jaculus (lesser Egyptian jerboa) is the source of this 1589-nucleotide messenger RNA. RefSeq lists its product as uncharacterized. Gene Ontology annotation, molecular function: fatty acyl-CoA hydrolase activity. The annotation marks the transcript as partial. The transcript has 3 exons. Gene Ontology annotation, cellular component: mitochondrion. NCBI's taxonomy places the organism in Eukaryota, Metazoa, Chordata, Mammalia, Rodentia, Dipodidae. The record is from RefSeq and is a predicted model, not a curated record.